AUGGCAGCUAAGCGUGGCAGCAAAGCUCUUGGAGAGGCAAACCAGUCUCGGUCUGACAAUGAAGAAUUACUGAAAUCUCUGGGAACUCAACUGAAUGUUCAUUUCUCUAAAUAUGAUCAGUGGCAAAGGAGCAGUAGGAACGCAAAGUCACAAGUAUCUACAGGCCCAGAAGCCAAGAUAACUUUCAAAGUUGGUGCUGUACCUAGAGUACGACCUUCACGAUGUGUUUCAACAUCAGCUGGUAAAACUCAAAAGUCAGUGGCUAAGCUUGAAGAUGAAAAAAGAAAGCAGAAAGAAAUAAUUGAUGUACUUGAGCUCAAAAUAAAACACUGCAGACAGACAGCAGAUCUCUACAGAAAAAGGUCAACAGAGCUCAUUGAAAUGAAUCUAGAUAUAAUCAGAGGAAUUGAAAGUCAGGAACAGGCUGUGUAUGCAGAAGUGAAGAAACUGCUCAGAAAGUAUGAGACAUUUCAAGGAAGUGGAGCUGCUCUGAACUCACUUUUUGCUCAAGAGAUUUCAGAAGUGAAACAGGAACUGGAGCAAACCACAGAAAUAAUUCAGAGAAAAAUAAAAACACUGGAGGAAGCUGUUGAUAAAUUGGACAGAAAACUCAGAGUAAAGCAAAAAGAGGUGCAGUUUCUACGUAAUUAUAAAGACAAAGAGUAUCCAGUGAAAGAACUGAUUAUCUCAAAAUUACUUAUGGAAAUAGACAGUGUGAAAAACUUAAACCAGGAAGAUCAGGAAGAUCUGGAGCACAUAAUAGAGACUGAGCUCGGAAAAUAUGGCAGAGAGAGAAUACGUCUGGCGAAUAAUAUCAUAUGUAAAUCUGCAGAGGAAACUGUUGCUUUGAUACCCCCUGGACUGGAGAAAAUGGCUCUACAAAACGUGAUGAUGAAAAAAGAGAUAGAAGUUCACAAGAUAGAGCAGGAAAAUCUCAUUCAAGAAAACAAGAAACUGCAGCAGGAAGUGGCAGAGCUCAUUAAACAUCCAAAGUCAAAUUUACGUCUGCAGUUAUUUCCAGAAAUCUUCCCAGCAAAAGAAAAGUGUGACCCAGACACAGAAGUGGUUCUAGACAUCCCCACACAGGAAUGGAUAUCGCUGUGA
Molecule: messenger RNA, 1104 nt
Organism: Candidula unifasciata
Lineage: Eukaryota; Metazoa; Mollusca; Gastropoda; Stylommatophora; Geomitridae
Source: the annotation of a GenBank genome assembly